GCUACUAGUUCAGAGUCGGAUUCCAGUGAACCAGGGGCCAAGGCAUCAAAGGGAUCGAUCGUGAUCGUGUGUAUAUUCUGGUGAUCUGGUCCUGGGACAACUCGAUCGACCUUUCCCUUUCAGAUGUUGACAUUUCAAGGGUAGAUACAGAUACAGAUAUAGGGAGGACGCAUAGUCGAGGCUCCGGCAUACGCCUCAUCCAACUCCUCUGCUAGAACGUCACGACCAGCAUAGACCUCCUCACGACCAUGAUCUUCCCCCUCGACGCCCUUUUCGACGUUCGACGAGCUCUCCCGGCACUGCCCAUCCUCGCUUCCAGAGCUCUCCCUCUUCUCCCGCUCACCUUCUCCUCGUCAGUCCUAGCGAUCUCUACCGAAUGGAUCUGUCACCUCGAACCCCUCCCUCGACUCCAAGGUCCGAUCGCCGGCAAGACGCUGAGCGAGAUCUUUAGGCGAGCGUAUACGAACGGAGCGUGGACGUUCUUGACCAACAUCUUCCUCAGUAUCGGGUCGAGCGGGUUCUUGUACCUCGCUCUGGAUCCGGAGAGGCCGGAGAUGAGGGGGACUAGGUGGUUCAGGGACGCUCUCGAGGGGAGCUACGGAAAUGGACACGGAAACCUGUCGCACUCGCACCCUUUACAAUCGAUCCACUCGACCUCGGCUCCUAAUCUCCCUCUCCGUCGAUCGCUCUACCUCCUCACUUCAAUCUUCGGGAUCCUCCACCUGUUUCCCUUCGGCCUCUUUAUCCUGCCACACGUCCUCUCGGCCAGUAAACCCAGCCAGCGUCGGUCGAAAGGGGACAAAGGGCUCGACAAGGAGGUCAAGGAGGACGAGGUCAAGCGGGACUUGCAGAGGUGGUUGAACGUGAAUAGGAUUAGGAUAUGGACGGACGUCGGGGCGGCCGUAUGUGCGUUCUUGGCGCUCGUCGUCUGAACGAGGUGUUUGAAUGAAUCGGGGUAGGAGGAUUUACGGUAUGGUCGGGGCACGGAUGGGGGGUCUGGAGGAUGAAGGAACAGAAGGGAUGGGCAAGCGGGACUCGGUGGACUAUACGACGUGCGGGUCGUCGAAGUUGGGAGCGGAAGUUCCGUGGAAGAGAGAGCGACCAGAAUAGGCCUCAUCUCCUGCAGACGACGAUUACGAUGGGAAUGGGCUAAGCUCCACGUUCCGUCAUUCACCUGACGGGUGGUAUGGACUACGACGAACGGAAAGCAUUGAAGACAGUUCACGCUCGGAUGGCGUAGCUUGGCAUAUUCGGGAGAUGGAAACGGGAUGGAAGGAAGAAGGGUGCCGCGGGGGUCGUAACGACCCUUUGACGAUCAAUAGAUGGGUUUUCCGAUUAAUCUUUUGUAUGCAGUCUUCAUUUUCGGUCCGAUGGUAUCGACCAUAUGACGAUCGUGUUACGCCGUUC
Messenger RNA from Filobasidium floriforme, 1407 nucleotides. RefSeq lists its product as uncharacterized. NCBI's taxonomy places the organism in Eukaryota, Fungi, Basidiomycota, Tremellomycetes, Filobasidiales, Filobasidiaceae. Bases 249 to 932 code for a protein of 227 amino acids. The transcript has a single exon. The record is from RefSeq and is a predicted model, not a curated record.